AUGCAGCACGCCUCGAACUCGCCGUGGCGGACGCCUGCGAUGCAAUAUCCCAAACCCCAAUACAGUCUCCAGCACACCAUAUCCAUGGUCAACCUCCGAGACGAUGAUCAAUCGUGGUACAACAACCGCGAGACCGCAUCUCCAACUGUCUCGUCCGCCUCGUCCGCCACCAGCCGAAGUACAACGCCCACAACAACGAACAACAACCCGUGGUCGAACGUAAUGGUCAGCCCAGCUUCGACAUAUUCCAACAAGUCGUCCGACUCAUCGUCGCCCAAAGGCAGCCCAAAACAUACCCCGCAAUACACCAGCCGAUCGACAACGCCCCAGCCCAUCGCCCCCCAGCCAAUAAGGGUCAUUAAUCCGGUAGCAGGAUUUGCGCCCAUGUCACCGCCUCCUUCAGCAUCCGGUGAGUCGUUCAGAAAUGGCGAUUACCCGGGUUCACCCAUGAACCCAUACCGACAACCUGCUGCUCCCCUUGUUCCGUUGGUAAAUGGAUACAUCAACACAUCAAUCUUGUCUUCACAGGGCCAGUCUCUUUCCGGGUGGUUCUACGAGCUCGUGCGAAAGCAGGGAUGGGAUGCUGGUCUAGUCAAGAAGAUAUGGCAGUGGACGUUGUCGAACCCUAGGCUGGCAAUCCUCUUGUUCGUCUGCGACGAUGUUUCCUCGUGGCGUCAGGCAUCUUUCUUCGACCUUCGAGACGAAAGCUUGCCAUUCCCGGAGGACCGUCUUCAAGGCAUCGUGGGAAAUGCGCGAAAGGUUGUCGACGAACAAUGGCGUGCCACAUCCAAGGAACUACCAUUGACGGGAGCACAUGUCGACUACACCGCACGUGAGACCGUGCCACUACAGCACGUCAGUCUCAUUCGAUCGUCGCGCAAUUCCGAGAAGAGUGUCGACUGGGUUAAGAUGCAAGGUAGCAGCGAGGAUCGUGUGUUCGUGCGAAAGCGCUUUGUCACUGCUCGCUCCGCUCAAAAAGCUGCGCUGUUGGACCAGAUCAACAAGUUCAAGCAGUAUGAGCACAAGAACAUUGCGAAGUUACUUUGCUCGUAUGCCCAGCCGAGUCAUGUUGGUAUUCUUACAGAGAAAGCACAAUACACUCUGGACGACUUUCUCGCGCUACCUGGAAGCGACCCAAACCGCUCGAAGUUGCUAGUGGAUUGGAUGGGCGACUUGUCGUCCGCUCUUGAGUAUCUCCAUUCGCAGUCUAUCUGCCAUCGAAGCAUCCGACCUCGCAAGAUCUUGAUUGAUGGGGCUCGCAUUUUACUUGCUCCAUUCGACAUCGGGCAGAGCAUCGACACGUUCAGUCCGACGAUGGCGAACUCCCAACGCCUGGACCAACUACACACAUACUUCCAAGAUCAAUCCUACGUCUACGCUGCACCUGAGGCUAUUGUAUCACGCGGUAAGAGGAUGGCAGACGUUUUCUCGCUGGGUUGUGUGUUCUUGUCGAUGAUGACAGUCGCACAAGGCCAGUCGCUAUCGGUGUUUGCACAAUACCGGGCUGCGAACACCCAGGACGCCUCAUACCAUGCACAUCUGGACCGGGUGGCAAGUUGGCGAAAUCGCCUCCACGCUGCCACGACCUCGAACCUCCGAAAUGGACUCAUCGGGUCUGGAAGGAAGCUGAGGCAGCUAAAAGCGGAAGCCGACUGGUUAACCAUUAUUGAGAAGAUGCUCCUACCGGGACCGAAAGAGAGGAUCAAGAUGCGCUUUGUGCUGGCCAGCCUAAACAGCGGCAAAGCUACGGGAGGAAGACGACGUAGCUUAGACGGCGGCGGUUACAGUGGACAGGCAGCAGCAUCGCUCGGCGUCAACGGUGCAACAACCGCAACGCUGGUCGACAUCUCGGAGCACCACGCGCCACGCAAGCCGGAGCUAAGCGUCUUCGAUGGCUAUUUCCAGACGCAGACCCGCAGGUUAGAACCAGCGGGUGGUUGGUAA
Messenger RNA from Alternaria incomplexa, 1944 nucleotides. RefSeq lists its product as uncharacterized. Gene Ontology annotation, cellular component: IRE1-TRAF2-ASK1 complex. Gene Ontology annotation, molecular function: protein serine/threonine kinase activity; RNA endonuclease activity; ATP binding. The record is from RefSeq and is a predicted model, not a curated record. NCBI's taxonomy places the organism in Eukaryota, Fungi, Ascomycota, Dothideomycetes, Pleosporales, Pleosporaceae. Gene Ontology annotation, biological process: protein phosphorylation; intrinsic apoptotic signaling pathway in response to endoplasmic reticulum stress; IRE1-mediated unfolded protein response. Bases 1 to 1944 code for a protein of 647 amino acids. The transcript has a single exon.